AACAUGCGACUUUCACACUUCACUCUUAUAUAGUUCAGAAGCAUACGAUCCCCACUCUAAAGAAACCCAAAUCAACAGAGAAAGAAAAUUAAAAGAAGAAGAAACAAAAUGUCCCUGUUUCAAAAACUACUUAGCCAAAAUGGGCUAUACGAUUCAAGCUUUUUCUCAGACAUAAUGGGGUUUGAAUCCAACACCCAAAUGGAUUGGAAGGAGACACGUAAUUCCCACAUCUUCGAAAUCGAUCUUCCGGGUUUCACCAAGGAGGAUGUGAACCUCGAAUUACGCCAAGACAGAGUAAUAUGCGUCAGAGCAGAGAGAAAAGCACAAGAACAUGAAGAAGAAGAAGAAGAAGAGAAAAAGAAGCUGACGUGGCAUUGCAGGGAGAGAGUAGGGACAAGUGGGGUGUUUUCGAGGGAGUUGAGGUUGCCGGAGAAUUCGAAAGUCGAUGAUAUUAAGGCAUCAAUGCGUGAUGGGGUGUUGUCGAUAACAGUGGCUAAGGAUGAGAGUAAGAAGAAGCACAAGAGCCACAAGAAAGUGGUUCACAUAGAACAAGAACAUCAAGGUGUUGGUGCUAAUAACAAUAAUAAAGGGAUUGGGCGUUUUGUUUGUUGCAAAGCUUAGAAUGUUUGUUUGAUCAAAAGUUUUAGUAUGUGUUUGGAUGGUUUGUUAAACUGUAAUUUGAAUGAAAGUAAUUUUAUAGAAUUAAUUUUGGGUCGAA
This is a messenger RNA of Arachis ipaensis, 718 nucleotides long. RefSeq names its product 18.1 kDa class I heat shock protein-like. The record is from RefSeq and is a predicted model, not a curated record. NCBI's taxonomy places the organism in Eukaryota, Viridiplantae, Streptophyta, Magnoliopsida, Fabales, Fabaceae.